This is a messenger RNA of Quercus robur (English oak), 941 nucleotides long. RefSeq names its product ubiquitin-conjugating enzyme E2 10. The coding region runs from base 268 to 714 and encodes 148 amino acids. NCBI's taxonomy places the organism in Eukaryota, Viridiplantae, Streptophyta, Magnoliopsida, Fagales, Fagaceae. The transcript is spliced from 4 exons. Gene Ontology annotation, molecular function: ubiquitin conjugating enzyme activity. Gene Ontology annotation, biological process: protein polyubiquitination. The record is from RefSeq and is a predicted model, not a curated record. Gene Ontology annotation, cellular component: nucleus.
CUUCUCUCUUUCCACCAUUUCCAUUUCAGAGAGAAGAGAAAGUAAAUAAAAAAAAAAAAAGAGAGGAGGAAGGAAAGGAAAGGAUCUCUCUCUUUGUACGGCUCCUCCAUCCUCUUCAACCUCUUUCUCUCUCUAGCUCUAUAUCUCUCUCUCUAUAUAUACUGGUGUUUACGGUCGAGACGAGAGUAGUGUUGCGUGUUUUAGAUUUUUGGAUUGGUGAUCUUUUGUUGAGGGUUUGGGGAUCUUGUGAAAUUAGGGUUUCUCGAUAUGGCUUCCAAGCGGAUCUUGAAGGAGCUCAAGGAUUUGCAGAAGGAUCCUCCUACUUCUUGCAGUGCCGGCCCUGUUGCCGAAGAUAUGUUUCACUGGCAAGCAACAAUAAUGGGUCCUCCAGACAGUCCUUAUGCAGGGGGUGUUUUCCUAGUUACUAUCCACUUUCCUCCAGACUACCCAUUUAAGCCCCCCAAGGUUGCAUUCAGAACAAAGGUGUUUCACCCAAAUAUAAACAGCAAUGGGAGCAUUUGCCUUGACAUCUUGAAGGAGCAGUGGAGCCCUGCCCUUACCAUUUCCAAGGUGUUGCUUUCAAUCUGUUCUUUGCUGACGGACCCAAAUCCUGAUGAUCCUUUGGUGCCUGAGAUUGCUCACAUGUAUAAGACAGACAGGAACAAAUAUGAAACAACUGCUAGGAGCUGGACCCAGAAGUAUGCCAUGGGCUAAACAAGCUUUGGUAUGUGAGGGGAGGGCACCCUUGUUUUCUCUGUAUUUUUCAGCCUAUGUAUCAAUGUUUGUUGUAUCCUCUACCCCAAAAUGAACCAAAGAAGAGGUUCAUAACAUUUCUCAGUUAAAGAUGAAAGAAAACACAAACACAUGUUUGAUGUCUUGUUGUAUGGAUAAUUGGAUCUUUAGCACAAUGAAAUGUGUCUGUAUUAACCUUGUUUCCAUAA